Messenger RNA from Brassica napus (rape), 1760 nucleotides. RefSeq names its product exopolygalacturonase. Gene Ontology annotation, molecular function: polygalacturonase activity. The transcript is spliced from 2 exons. The record is from RefSeq and is a predicted model, not a curated record. Gene Ontology annotation, biological process: carbohydrate metabolic process. Bases 335 to 1558 code for a protein of 407 amino acids. NCBI's taxonomy places the organism in Eukaryota, Viridiplantae, Streptophyta, Magnoliopsida, Brassicales, Brassicaceae.
AUGUGUAAUAUGCUAACCUAAGAAAUGUAACAACAUUUUUACUUUUGGUAAUAAAAUUUAACUUUUACCAAUAAAAAGUGAAAAAGGAAAAGGGUAGAAUCUACUUUGAGUUACAAAUCACACAAAAAUCUUAAUUACAUCUUGAUAAUAUUCUAACACUAGUUAUUUUCCAUAUGUAUGGUAGUAAUCGAUUGUGUUUCCCUUAUAUGUUCAUUAAACAUUCAAUGUCAUAAAUAUUCUUAUCUUGUUACCCUAUAAAUAAAGAAGCUCAAACGCUCGACUUUACCUCAACUAAACCAAAAGGUUAAGAAAAAAAAAAGUGAGAUCGAUCGGGAUGGCGUCUAGGUUUCUGAUCUUGUGUGUCUCGUCUCUCUUCUUCUUCUUCCUCACCGUCUCAAGUGCUCCCACGAGUGGAUAUUACAAAGGAGAUAAGGUCUUCGACGUCAGAAACUACGGUGCUCACGGCGACGGCAAAACAGACGACGCUAUGGCGAUUACAAAGGCCUGGAACGAUGCUUGUCAAUGGAGUGGUGGAAGCUCAACGGUCUAUAUACCUCUUGGAACAUUCUAUCUCAGUCAAAUAACUCUCUCUGGUCCUUGUAAAAGUUAUAUCACCUUUAUAAUCACCGGAACCUUGUCGGCUCCUCGGGAUCCUAACCUCAUCAAACAAGAAGAAUGGAUAGAGUUCCGGUACGUAGACAAUCUCACCGUUACGGGAGGAGGGUUACUUGAUGGUCAAGGAUCUUACUCUUGGUCCCUCAAUGAUUGCGACAAAAACCCUAAGUGUCGUACACUAGCUAUCAACAUAGGGUUUGCGUUCGUUAGAUACUCGAGGAUCAACGGUGUGAGAUCUAUCAACAGCAAAAUGGGUCACUUCAACUUAUUCUCGGUCGAGGAUUUUAACAUUACAGGCGUGACCAUCACGGCUCCUGGAGAUAGCCCUAAUACCGACGGUAUCAAGAUUGGUAAAUCCAAGGAUAUGCAUAUUUACAACGUCACCAUAGCAACCGGUGACGACUGCAUCGCAAUACUUGACGGAACUACCAACUUGGAUAUCUCUAAUGUCAGGUGCGGACCAGGGCACGGGAUUAGUGUCGGAAGCCUUGGCCGGUAUAAAGAUGAGAAGAACGUCGAGGGCUUAACCGUGAGAAACUCGGUUUUCAACGGUACAACCGACGGUUUACGGAUCAAAACAUAUGCUAAGUCGGUCUCGGAGAUUUCGGUUUCGAACUUCGUGUACGAUAAUAUCCAAAUGGUCAAUGUCGGAAACCCUAUCGUCAUCGAUCAACAGUAUUGUCCUCAUGGACAAUGCGAUAGUCCUGGAAAGUAUAAUUCUCAUGUUCAGAUCAGGAACGUGAAGUACAACAAAAUCUGGGGAACUUCGACGAGCCAAGCGGCUUUGAACAUGCAGUGUAGUAAAACGUUUCCUUGUCAGGACGUUGAGCUUUCAAAUAUCAACUUGAUGUACAAUGGGAGGGAUGGCUUGGCGACUGCUUUGUGUGAGAACGUUGGUGGUUCGGUUCGUGGGAAGAUUGUGCCUUCUGGUUGUCGGAUUUGAUGAUUCAAGAUUAAGCAUCUGUUUAUUUUGGAUAUUUUAGUAAGAUCAUAGGACUAGUGUUUUAGUUGGUUGUCCUCGAUGCAAUAAUGAAGCUAAGAUACAACCUAAUACGUAUAAAACAUCCAAAUAUAUUUAUAAAUUUGGGAUGUGAAAGGUGUCUGCAGUUUCUUGUAUCAUUCUAUUUUUUUUUUUAACACAAGAU